Messenger RNA from Erinaceus europaeus (western European hedgehog), 2680 nucleotides. It is a transcript of the gene PREP, whose product is annotated as prolyl endopeptidase. Bases 60 to 2192 code for a protein of 710 amino acids. The record is from RefSeq and is a predicted model, not a curated record. Gene Ontology annotation, biological process: proteolysis. The transcript has 15 exons. Gene Ontology annotation, molecular function: serine-type endopeptidase activity; oligopeptidase activity. Lineage: Eukaryota; Metazoa; Chordata; Mammalia; Eulipotyphla; Erinaceidae. Gene Ontology annotation, cellular component: cytosol.
GGCUCCCGGCCUCGCUCGCCGCUUCCUGCUGCCCGGCUCCCCGCGCCCGCGCCCCGGCCAUGCUGUCCGUGCAGUACCCCGACGUGUACCGCGACGAGACCGCCGUGCAGGAUUAUCAUGGACAUCAAAUAUGUGAUCCUUAUGCUUGGCUUGAAGACCCAGACAGUGAGCAGACAAAGGCUUUUGUGGAAGCCCAGAAUAAGAUCACAGUACCGUUUCUUGAGCAGUGUCCUAUCAGAGGACUGUACAAAGAGAGAAUGACCGAGCUGUAUGACUAUCCAAAAUAUAGUUGCCACUUCAAGAAAGGAAAGCGGUACUUCUAUUUUUACAAUACAGGUUUGCAGAACCAGCGAGUAUUGUAUGUGCAGGAUUCCUUAGAGGGAGAAGCCCGAGUGUUCCUUGACCCCAACAUACUCUCUGAUGAUGGCACGGUGGCACUGCGAGGCUAUGCAUUCAGUGAAGAUGGUGAAUAUUUUGCCUACGGUUUAAGUGCCAGUGGCUCAGAUUGGGUGACAAUCAAGUUCAUGAAAGUUGAUGGUGCCAAAGAGCUUCCAGAUGUACUCGAAAGAGUCAAGUUCAGCUGUAUGGCUUGGACCCAUGAUGGAAAGGGAAUGUUCUACAACUCAUACCCUCUACAGGAUGGCAAAAGUGAUGGUACAGAGACAUCCACUAAUCUCCACCAAAAACUCUGCUACCACGUCCUGGGGACAGAGCAGUCAGAAGAUAUCUUGUGUGCUGAGUUUCCUGAUGAGCCUAAAUGGAUGGGCGGAGCUGAGUUAUCUGAUGAUGGUCGCUAUGUCUUGCUAUCUAUAAGGGAGGGAUGUGAUCCAGUAAACCGUCUCUGGUACUGUGACCUACAACAGGAAUCCAAUGGCAUCACUGGAAUACUGAAGUGGGUGAAGCUGAUUGACAACUUUGAAGGCGAGUACGACUAUGUGACCAAUGAGGGGACAGUGUUCACAUUCAAGACCAACCGCCAUUCCCCCAACUACCGCCUGAUCAACAUUGACUUCACAGACCCUGAUGAGGCCAGGUGGAAAGUGCUUGUUCCAGAGCAUGAGAAAGAUGUCUUAGAAUGGGUGGCCUGCGUCAGGUCUAACUUCCUGGUACUGUGCUACCUCCACGACGUGAAGAACACACUGCAGCUGCACGACCUGGCCACGGGUGCGCUCCUCAAAUCCUUCCCACUAGAGGUGGGCAGCAUCGUGGGGUACAGCGGGCAGAAGAAGGACACCGAGAUCUUUUAUCAGUUUACUUCCUUUUUGUCCCCAGGUAUCAUUUAUCACUGUGAUCUUACCAAAGAGGAACUGGAGCCGAGAGUCUUCCGCGAGGUAACUGUGAAAGGAAUUGAUGCUUCCGAUUACCAGACAGUCCAGAUUUUCUAUCCUAGUAAAGAUGGUACAAAGAUCCCCAUGUUCAUUGUGCAUAAGAAGGGCAUGAGACUGGACGGCUCACACCCUGCCUUCCUGUACGGCUAUGGAGGCUUCAAUAUAUCGAUCACCCCCAACUACAGUGUGUCUAGGCUUAUUUUUGUGAGACACAUGGGUGGUGUCCUCGCCGUGGCCAACAUCAGAGGAGGCGGGGAAUAUGGAGAGACAUGGCACAAAGGUGGGAUCUUAGCCAACAAACAAAACUGCUUUGACGACUUCCAACAUGCUGCUGAAUAUCUUAUCAAGGAAGGUUACACAGCUCCCAAGAGGCUGACUAUUAAUGGAGGUUCAAAUGGAGGCCUCUUAGUGGCGGCUUGUGCCAAUCAGCGUCCUGAUCUCUUUGGCUGUGUUAUCGCCCAAGUUGGAGUGAUGGACAUGCUGAAAUUCCAUAAAUACACCAUAGGCCACGCCUGGACCACUGAUUACGGGUGCUCGGACAGCAAACAACACUUUGAGUGGCUUAUCAAAUACUCGCCGUUGCAUAACGUGAAGCUGCCCGAGGCAGACGACAUCCAGUACCCGUCCAUGCUCCUCCUCACGGCCGACCACGAUGACCGUGUGGUCCCACUUCACUCCCUGAAGUUCAUCGCCACCCUUCAGUACACCGUGGGCCGCAGCCGGAAGCAGAGCAACCCCCUGCUCAUCCACGUAGACACCAAGGCAGGGCACGGAGCCGGGAAGCCCACAGCCAAAGUGAUAGAAGAAGUCUCAGAUAUGUUUGCGUUUAUAGCACGAUGCCUGAACAUCGACUGGAUUCAAUAAGUGGGGUUUCCCCACUCCCUUCUGACAGCCGCAGAAAACCUCAAGGGCUUUCACACCAUUAACAACAGAGAGGCCGCCGGGCACAAGGCUUCCCCAUGUGAACACGAUUCCUGCCCACAGACUCCAGUCGGCACAACUGCCGCGGGGAUUUUAUCUUUUUUAGGCUUCUCUUUUUAGUAAGCCCUUGGUGUGUUUCUUUUUCCACCUUGUGCGGGCAUAUUUAAAAAAAAAAAAAAAAAGCAUGUUUGGGUCAAUAGCUAAAUGACAGCCAAUACAUUUGUGAAUAUUAGAUUGCUGGGUUGAGAGUCAUAGACAUACUUAUGAAUUGUAGUUGGACAUACUUCAUAUAUAGCACUUUGGUGAUAUUUGCUCCUAUAACCAUAACCAGUAUAUCUUUAAAUAAACUUGGGAAAUGUUCACAUUAAAAAAAAAAAAAAAGAAAAAAGAAACUUCUUUGCAAAAAUAAUAAAUGUUAUUUAAGAAUGGGA